AUGGAUACAAUAUAUAAUCUCAAGCAAGUCCUCCUCACCAACCAUGAUUUCACCACCAGCCUGGUCUCCAACGCAACAGACUUCACCACGAGCCCUCUGACCUACCUCGCCAUGCAUCUCGUCUCUUCGCUCCUCGUCGUGGGCGCCGCCUUCCAGGCAGUGCUCGGUCUGCCCGAUCCUCUUCGCGAGAAGAGGGACAGCGAGAUCAUCAAGCGGUCUGCUGAGUCCUUCAUCAACCAGGAGACCCCCAUUGCACUGAAGAAUCUUCUGUGCAACAUCGGCUCUGGUGGAUGCAGAGUCUCCGGUGCUGCCUCUGGUGUUGUCGUUGCCUCCCCUUCCAAGUCGAAUCCUGACUACUGGUACACCUGGACUCGUGACGCCGCCCUUGUCCAGAAGCUUGUCGUCGACAAGUUCACCGACGAAUACAACACCACUCUUCAGAGCACCAUCCAGGCUUAUGCUGCUUCUCAAGCCAAGCUUCAGGGCGUUAGCAACCCGUCCGGUUCCCUCUCCAACGGUGCCGGUCUUGGUGAGCCCAAGUUCAUGGUCGACCUCAAGCAGUUCACCGGUGAAUGGGGCCGUCCCCAGAGAGAUGGUCCUCCCCUUCGUGUCAUCGCCCUCGUCGGCUACGGCAGGUGGCUCGUCAGCAACGGUUAUGCUGAUACCGCCAAGAACAUCAUCUGGCCCAUUGUGAAGAACGAUCUUGCCUACGCUGCCCAGUACUGGAACAACACUGGUUUCGAUCUUUGGGAGGAGGUCAACAGCUCUUCCUUCUUCACCAUUGCCGCCUCUCACCGUGCUCUCGUGGAGGGUUCUGCGUUUGCCAAGUCCGUCGGCAGCUCUUGCAAUGCCUGCGACGCUGUUGCUCCCCAGGUCCUGUGCUUCCAGCAGAGCUUCUGGAACAAUAACGGCUAUGUCGUCUCCAACCUCGUCAACUACCGCAGCGGCAAGGACGUCAACUCCAUCUUGACUUCCAUCCACAACUUUGACCCCGCUGCCGGUUGCGAUGCCAAAACCUUCCAGCCCUGCAGCGACCGUGCUCUUGCCAACCACAAGUCCGUUGUCGACUCUAUGCGCUUCUGGGGUGUCAACAAUGGCCGCACCGCCGGUAAGGCCGCCGCCGUUGGUCGCUACUCCGAGGAUGUUUACUACACCGGCAACCCCUGGUACCUCGCCACUCUCGCCGCCGCCGAGCAACUCUACGAUGCCAUCUACAUCUGGAAGAAGCAGGGUUCCAUCACGGUCACCGCUACCUCCCUCGCCUUCUUCAAGGACCUCGUCUCCUCCGUCAGCGCCGGCACCUACUCCAGCUCCUCUUCCACCUACACCUCCAUCAUCAACGCCGUCCAGACCUACGCCGACGGCUUCAUCGACGUCGUCGCCCAGUACACUCCUUCCGACGGCUCGCUCACCGAGCAGUUCGACAAGAACUCCGGUGCCGCCAUCGGCGCCACCCACUUGACCUGGUCCUACGCCGCCUUCCUCUCCGCUGCCGACCGCCGCGCCGGCCGUGUCCCUCCCUCGUGGGGCGCUGCUUCCGCCAACUCUCUCCCCGACUCCUGCGCCGCCUCUACCGUCGCCGGCUCCUACGCCACCGCCACCGCCACGUCCUUUCCCGCAAACCUCACGCCCGCCAGCACCACUAUCACCCCUCCCACCCAGACCGGCUGCCCCGCCGACCACGAGGUUCUCGUCACCUUCAACGAGAAGGUCACCACCAGCUACGGACAGACCGUCAAGCUCGUCGGCAGCAUCGCUGCCCUCGGCAACUGGGCCCCCGCUUCCGGUGUCACUCUGAGCGCGAGCAAGUACACUAGCAGCAACCCGACUUGGUACACCACCAUCGCCCUGCCCCAGGGUGUCUCGUUCGCCUACAAGUAUGUCGUUGUCAACUCGGAUGGCUCCGUCAGGUGGGAGAGCGAUCCUAACCGCAGCUAUGCUGUUGCGAGCACCUGCGCAUCUACUGCGACCAUUAAUGAUACCUGGAGGUAA
Sordaria macrospora k-hell is the source of this 1992-nucleotide messenger RNA. RefSeq lists its product as uncharacterized. Gene Ontology annotation, cellular component: fungal-type vacuole. Gene Ontology annotation, biological process: polysaccharide catabolic process. Gene Ontology annotation, molecular function: starch binding; glucan 1,4-alpha-glucosidase activity. Lineage: Eukaryota; Fungi; Ascomycota; Sordariomycetes; Sordariales; Sordariaceae. The record is from RefSeq and is a predicted model, not a curated record.